Cheilinus undulatus (humphead wrasse) is the source of this 6591-nucleotide messenger RNA. RefSeq names its product protein shisa-7-like. Gene Ontology annotation, biological process: regulation of AMPA receptor activity; regulation of short-term neuronal synaptic plasticity. NCBI's taxonomy places the organism in Eukaryota, Metazoa, Chordata, Actinopteri, Labriformes, Labridae. The transcript has 9 exons. The coding region runs from base 3021 to 5006 and encodes 661 amino acids. The record is from RefSeq and is a predicted model, not a curated record. Gene Ontology annotation, cellular component: dendritic spine membrane; postsynaptic membrane; postsynaptic density.
CUGAGUGAGAGAGCAGUGAGAGAGGCAGAGAGAGGAGAGCAGCUUCAGCGUCGUGUGUGGAGCUUUUUGAGCAGCACGGAGACGGAGCUCUGUCAUUCACCACAACGACUAUAGAGAAUUAACGCGACUUUUCUUGAAAAAUACGUGUCCUGCUACUGUUUUUUAUACCGCUGUUUUGUGUUAUUUUUUUGUAUCGUGGGGAGACUGCAAGCGAGGCUUCACUGCGGCUAAUCAAUUUCCUCUUCCAGACCUGGGAAUUACAAUGAAAAAUGUAGGUGACACAUUUCCUUUCAAACAAUAGGAUCCAAAAGAAGACAGCAAAGAGGAUAAAAGGGAAAAAAUGGUGACGGCUGCCGCAUCUAUAGAAUCUGCAUCUUCUCUGUGGAGCCCCUGCGUAAAAGAAAAACAGAGUGAAAACUGCUGAACAGCUGGAUAUGAGCCUGUGAGAGAAGAAGACUUGAAGCAGAGAAGAUCUGGAUCUGCUCCUGCAACACAUGGAGAUCUUCUGGGGGAUUUUCUCAGCUGCUUUCAAAGCUCCUCACUAACUAUCGCUUCUUCUUUUUCCAUCCUUUUAUAAUUCCUUCUCAUCGUUUGGACAGAGGUUACAAGCCUCCCCCCUUAUGUCAGCUGGUUUGUUCCAAGCAAGACGCAAACAUGGUGCCAAACUGACUGUGUAGAAAAAAGAAGCAAAAAAAUAUCAGUGAAAAUACUCAUCAGAAAAUUAUGAGAGGAGUUUCCUUAGUCUCAAACUUCUAAAAUACAUCUUUAUUUCCCUCCUGCUCACCCCACAAACACAUUACAACACCCUGCAUCCCAUUAAAAUCAUAUUUAAUCAUCUCAGCAUAUUGAAGAGGAAUCUUAGAAAACAGAACAACCGUAAAACUUAAUAUCCAUCGUCUUCGGUCAGUGUUCGCAUAGCUGCUGCUCCUAAUGCUGAUGCUGAGGUACUUUUCUUACGGGGACGAUGAUCAGUGCAUUAUUGGUUCAAAGUGCUUUAUAAACCUCCAGCUUGUAGUUGUGCGCAUGCUAAGCAGUGAUAACUUGACUGGCAGGCAACACAACCACGUCUAACCUGAAAGACAUAAGCACCACCGACACCAACACUGCUGCUGCUGCUGCUUCUGCUGCUAUCUCAAAGGCUUGGAGAUUAACCGUCGUCUCAGUCUGCGCUGUGAAAAAACUGUCGACACUUUGCCUAUCUCCUUCUUCCAGUUGCUUAUAUUAGAGAGACCUCUCGCUCUUUGUCGUCUUCUGUUUCUUCCACACUUGGCGUCCGAUUACGCCCCACUGAAAGCCCCCUUUAUCUAAUCCUAGUGACCUCUUUGACUACUUUCUCAUUCUUCCUUUUAUUCUACAAAAAACAUGCAAUUUAAAACCUUUCACUGUAUUAACAUUUGUUGUGGAAGGAGAUCAAGUUUGUAAAAUAAAAGAAGCCAUACUUAACACCAGCCAUAGUGAACCUUUCAUAUUUAAACUCACGAUGUUCAAGAAGUGAUGCAUUCAGGGAGUCGAUGAAGAAAGCGCUGUUUAAAAGUUAAAUUUCACACAUUUGGGAGAAAGAAUAGCUUUCUAUGUUUUCUACCUGCGUUUUUCUAGAAAAAAAUCUGUGACUACAGACGGCGUGCAGUGUCAAGUGUGGCCGAGAACGUGACCGUGCCGAGUUCCCCUUCAGUCAUCCCGUGUUCCUCUGUGUUGACGGAUGAAUCCGGACAUUUUCAUGUCUGUUCUGUGGGCAGAACCUCGCUGCCCUGCUAGAACCGGGCCCAAGCCCUCCUUCGUUCUCUUCUGUUGGGCCAAGCUAAAUUCAGAGCAAAGACACUCACACAAGGGUAUCGAACGCACAUAGAUUCACCUCUUUUUGGUCUUUUCUUUCUCUAAUUUUCUCUGUUUUGAUCACUCUUCUGUGAAUGCCUUGACAUGCUCUUUUUUUGAACCGUCCUCUUAAAGCUUCCUGAAGGAGAUUUUCUUUAUGACUUGAUGCUGCUUCUUGCAUUAAUUUAGCAGUUCCUUUAUAUCCACAACCUCUGAAUUUGAAUUUAAAAACCAAAAUUUGAAGCAUACAGACCUUUACUGACUCUUCCUCUAAACUGUGUGAAAGAAAGGACAUUUUUACUGGCUUGAUGUAGAAGGAAUUUCCGUCACAGCUUGUGCCAAAUUCAGACCAACUUCCUCUCAGCUUGUUCUCUAAACAAAGCUGAGCUUUCUAAAGCUGCCAGCACUGUUGUUUACAGACGUGACGAGACAAAUAGAGCUAAAACAUUUGAUUUGAUUUAAAAGAAAACAUUUUUCAUGUAUUGUUUAACACAGCAGGACUACAGAAGUGCCAAUUCAAACUUAAAUACAUUCAACAUUUGUUGCAGCUCAUCAGGAUCAAAGUUUACAUACAGCGCUAAAUGUUUACAGAUUUUCCAUUGCAGUUUUUCCUACGUGAAUCGUAACAUUUGUGCCAUGAAACUCUUUCAUAGGAGAUAAAAGACUUUUGUUUCGAAGGGUUCAUUAUAUGACGAGAGUUUACAGUUUUCUCACAUUCAUGUUGUUUACAGAAAAUGUAAAAAAUUACUGCCUAUUUUGAGGAUUUAAAUUUUUUGGCCAAUGGACUGUAGAACACCGACAGACCAAAAUUAAGUAUCAGACACCUGCUGCCAUAAAGCCCAUUAUUCUAUAUUUAUAAUCGGUCUAAUUUUCAUUCUAGUGAUUAUUUCAGAGCUAAAGCCAUUUCACAGGCAGUUCGCAUAGGGCCUAAAAACUCUGAAAGACCUCAAUGUUUACAAAAGCUGCUUAAAGAAGGAUUUGUACACAGAGAGAAAUGUUUACAUUAAGAUAGGGGAGUGAAAUGCCAAACACCUUCAUGAAACAUCGCUUGAACAAACUGAACUCCAAGAAAAACCUUUUGCACCAGUGCAGGUCAUCAAACUGGAGUGAAACCUUUUCAUACUGAAGUUUUUAUAAGUCAAGAAGACGCCGUCUUUGAAGAGGACGCUGAUUGUUCACACGAGCUGUUGAUGUGAUUUUUUUUCUAAAUGACAGCUCCUGAACUUCAUUUAGCAAUGAAACCUGCAGCUUCAAGAGGGAUGUUCUGCUUGUCUCUUGUCCUCCUGCUUUCUUCCUCCUGCCUCGCUGUUUCCACGGUUACCAUCACCACAGAGCGGCGUGCUGUUGAUGGCGAUGUCAGAACUCUGACCGGCAGCAGUAGCUCUGCUGUGGCUGGUAAAAAGAGCACCACCUUGUUUCUCCUGACCGGCUACAAACCUCCGCUGCCGCCGCUGCCCGCCGGGCCCAAAGUGGCCCCAAAAGCUGCCGAGGUGGAGGAUGGAGACGAUCAACCAGUCAUGGCCGAGCUCCCUCCAAAGCCCCUCCCUCAGACCAUGUUGCCAAGGAACAUGACGGCCGACGCCCUGAAGCCCCCACUUGGUGCUGCCCAGGUGGCGCCACCUCCCAGACAGCUGGUGGAUGUGGACGUUUGCAGGGGUUAUUUUGAUGUCAUGGGGCACUUUGACAGCACCUUCAACUGCUCCAAAGGCAGCUACAUCUACUGCUGCGGUACCUGCCACUACCGCUUCUGCUGCGAGCACCAGAGGAACCGACUGGACCAGGACUCUUGCAACAACUACAACUACCCCGACUGGGCUGAACCGCAGGUCCCUGCCACUGUGGCCGUGACAAAACCUGACCCAGACUUUGAGACGCUGCAGCAGCACAACAGCAGUACGGGCUAUGUGAUUGGAGGAGUGAUCUCCUUCACCCUCGUUGUGGCUGUUGGCGUCAGGAUCGCCUUCAGUAAGGUGGCUCGUCGACCUCGAAACAGGGACGUCAACAUGCCCAGAUCACUGGUGGAUAUCCUUCGUCACCAGUCAAGCCCGGUGCAGCAGGGAGAGAGGAACAACACGUCCAUGUUGACCACCACCUCAGACGGACGAUCCAAGAACCUGUACACCCCCAUCCUGCAGAGCAAAGACAACCGCAAACGCGGCCCCCGCAUGAACAACACCCCCCAGCUCUCCUCCGGGCCCAAACUGAUCUCCAGCAGCGUCAAAGGCCCCGGCAGUGGCCGUGAUAUGGGCGGCAGCAUCUUCGGAGGGGGAAUGAGACACAACAGCAGCCACCCUUCCUUCUCUCACUCCUUCCACAACCUGGCCCAGCUGCCGCCAUCCUACGAGCUGGCCAUGAAACCUGAGAUCACCCGUUACAGCUCCCUGAAGAAGCUGGAGAAAGAACUGGACGAGUACCCGAGCUACUACAGCUCCAAACGUCGCUCCAACGCUCCUCCAUACUUCUACUCCUCCCAGAACCACCUGCCCUGGGCGGGCGAGUACACGCUAGGAUCCCAGAGAGGCACCCUACCCCUCAAUGGUGGCGGCGGCGGUGGGCGUCCCCGCACCCACAUCCCCUCAACCCCCAACCCGUACCCGCUGCCCAGCCAGUCGCAUUACACCAGCUCCAGCUUCGACAGACCGCCGCGCCGCGUCCGCUCCCAGGACCAGCUGCUCGGAUACGGGGAGGGCAACUCUCUGUCCCGCCUGUCUAAGAACCAGCAGCACCAGUACUACAAAGCCAUGAUGAGCAACAGCCGGGGCAACAACUCGCAGACGCUUCGCAGGUCUCAUGAGAGGCUUCUAAUAUCUCCUGACCGUCUGGAGGACCAGCUGCUGGCAAUGGGUCUGAUCAUUGGAGGAAACGAAAGGAGCGGCAUGGUGCCCACCAUGGGCCGCCUCAGCCACCACCAGAAGGCCCAGUCGCAGCAGAACAUCUGCGUCACGCCGUCCAUGGACCGCCACCACAUGAUCAAGAUGAACUCCCACCCGACGCCGAGCCACGACCGCGACCGCAUGCCGGGGACGGGCAUGCACGGCGGCUGGGACCCAUACGGGAGCGGAGGCCACCCCAACGCCCGGCGGAUGGCUUUCGCCAACAAGAGGCAGAACACCAUCGAACAGCUGCACUUCAUCCCCGGAGGAGGGGGGGUGCAGGGACUGCGGACUGGGAGUAAGAACGAGGUGACAGUGUGAGGAUGAAAAGAGAGAGGAAGAGUAGAGAGGCUGAAGUUGUAAAGAAGCUGAAGAGGCAGAUGAGGCAUUUAGAGGGAGAAGAGGAAGAUGAGGAAGCUGGCUGCCUCUCCCUGAGCAGCAAACGGCCCCCCCUCCCCUCCCUCCUUUUCAUCAAACAAAAAUGAUUCAAGCCAACAUGAAUCCUAAAGCCAACUGAUUUCUCCUCGUCACUUUGAAAAAAGAAUAUUCAGCCAUUCUUUGAAAAAGGGAAGACAGAAAUGUCCACUUUAAAAGAGCAAAAAAUAUUAUGUGAGUGCAGUUCAAAGGCUGCCGGGUAUUCGCUGUGACUUUUAUUGAAGGAUACCCGCUGAGUCAGAUUUGUCGAGUCGUCCUUGAGUUUUAUUGCACUGUCCUCGGAGUCCUCGAGAGCUCUGACAGAGAUUCAUCUGUCUUUGAAUCCACCGUGGAUGUAAGAGAGCGACGAGGCCGGGGCAGAUGGGUUUGCUUGUCUUUGUAUUUAUAAGAAGUAUUUAAAACCAAACAAGUUGCUUUUGUAUGAAAUUAACCUGAUGAUAAUACUAGUAUAACAUAACUGAGCCCUGUAAGACUUUGUGUAUACUUGGUUUAAAAUGUAUUUAUCCUUAAGCCAGCCGCUUUGUAAUUUAAAGGCUGGAAAUGUGACCUGCCCAUUGUGAUUGGACGAUAAUGAAAGUAAAACACUGUCUGCAAAAAAAGUACAGCGUCACUAGAACGCCAUUAACUCUUUGAACCUGAACAAUUUUGGGGGAAAAAUUACUAUUUUGACAGAAAUUGCUGCCUAAAGGCCCAGUCACACCAGAGUUAACUAAGAAAAUUAACACUUUUAAUUUGAAAUGGUAAUCAAAAGGGUUGGAGGCUAACAGAAACCUGUUUUAGAGCUUGAAAUGAGCUUAUUGAGAGCUGGAGAGUCCAAAAAAGCAUGAAGCUGCUGUUGCACCCACUUUUUUAGAUAAUUGAGAUCACCGUUGAUGAUGAAUUAUUUGAGAAAGAAGUCAAUAGUGGAAAUUCAAACAAAGAUUUUGAAGUUGUUGUUCCUGUCUGUGAAUAUAAAGCUAGCUAGUUUACAAAAUAUUUCCUCUUUAUUGAAACAUUUAAUCACUGAAAUUAUGUGCAAUUUUAGGAAGAAAAUGCCAUGUUGGCUCUCAUUAGUAUCCUUCCUGUCUGUUAGCUUGCUAGCUAUCCUAGUUUACUUUGGCUUAAAGCUUCUAAGGUUGUCAAAAUAUUUGAGAUAUUGUUACUUUGCCAAUAUUACAUCCUAAAAUAAUACAAUUUCUGUCAUGUGAUUGAUCAGUAGUGUUGAAAAGGUCAGAAGCCUAAAAACAUGAACUCUUUUGAAAGACAGGUGCAGUGGAAAGGAAUAUUGCCAACAUAUUUGUGCAAUUUAGACUGCAAGAGCAUGCUUGCAACUUUUGAUCACUGAAAUUUCUAGAUGUAAAAUACCUCAGUAUUUUUUCAAAAAAAUGAUGCAAAUAUGGACAAUUUACAUCGAUUAUGAUAUAUAUUAUUAAGAGCCUGUGUCCAUCAAUGCUUAUUUUUUUAUUUGUUUCCUUUGUUUUAGAACAUUAAA